Loxodonta africana (African savanna elephant) is the source of this 1135-nucleotide messenger RNA. Its product is annotated as olfactory receptor 4C16-like. Gene Ontology annotation, molecular function: G protein-coupled receptor activity; olfactory receptor activity. The transcript has a single exon. Gene Ontology annotation, cellular component: plasma membrane. The record is from RefSeq and is a predicted model, not a curated record. Bases 1 to 957 code for a protein of 318 amino acids. Lineage: Eukaryota; Metazoa; Chordata; Mammalia; Proboscidea; Elephantidae. Gene Ontology annotation, biological process: G protein-coupled receptor signaling pathway.
AUGCUGCUGAAUAAUAAUGUGACUGAAUUCAUUCUGCUUGGGCUGACACAAGAUCCUGUUAAAAAGAAAAUAGUGUUUGCCUUUUCCUUGCUUUCCUACUUAGGGACAUUGUUGGGUAACUCGUUGAUUAUUGUUACCAUUAAGGCCAGUCGGGCACUUGGAAGUCCAAUGUACUUCUUCCUUUUCUACUUAUCCUUAUCUGAUACCUGGUUUUCUACUUCCAUGGCCCCUAGAAUGAUUGUGGAUGCCCUUCUGAAGAAUAGCACUAUCUCUUUCAGUGAGUGCAUGAUCCAAGUCUUUUCAUUUCAUUUCUUUGGCUGCUUGGAGGUCUUGAUCCUUAUCCUGAUGGCCAUUGACCGCUAUGUGGCCAUCUGUAAGCCCCUGCACUACAUGAGCAUCAUGAGCCGGCGGGUCUGCAGUGUGUUGGUACCUCUAGCCUGGGUAGUGUCCUGUGUGCAUUCUUCAGUUCAGAUUUUUCUGACCUUGCGUUUACUUUUCUGUGGUCCCAAUGUGAUUGAUCACUAUUUAUGUGACUUGCAGCCCUUGUUGAAACUUGCCUGUACAGACACCUAUGUGACCAAUCUGCUACUGGUAUCCAAUAGUGGGGCCAUUUGCACAGUGGGUUUUGUCAUGCUGAUGUUCUCCUAUGUUAUCAUCUUGCAUUCUCUGAGAAACCACAGUGCUGAAGGGAGGAAAAAAGCCCUUUCCACCUGCAUAUCACAUAUCAUUGUAGUCAUCUUGUUCUUUGGUCCUUGUAUAUUUAUAUACACACGUCCCACAACUACCUUCCCCAUAAAAAAAAAAAAAAAAAAAACCAUGGAUAAGAUGAUAACUGUGUUUUAUACAUUUGGAACACCUUUGAUUAACCCUCUGAUUUAUACACUGAGAAACGCAGAGGUGAAAAAUGCCAUGAGGAAGCUAUGGAGCAAGAAACUAGUCUCAGAUUACCAAAGAUGAACAGAAGUUUCAAACCCUUUUUCAAAAUUUGGAUUGACCUAGAAGAAUUCAACAGAAAAUAUUACCUUCUUAUUGUGGAUUUAAUGGAAUCCUAUCUGGGGAAAUGUCAGCUAAUUCCUUCAGGAAAAUAAGCAAUAUGAAAACAUUCACUUGUUAAAGUUGAGUCAAUUUCAUGUAG